AAAAUUGGUCUUCUAAUCUUUCAGUCCUCUGGUGGAAAUACCCUGUUUUUCCAGCAGACACCAUGGUGUAGGUGGCUGGAACUGCCAUCUGGAGGAUUACAUCAGCUUUUCACUAUCACAAAGCCUCCAUGUAAGUGGAGUGGGAGAGACAGUCAGACACCUUUAAUCAACUUUAUAUAUUUUCGUAUGUGCAGCAGUGGGGCCCCUCCUCCACAUGGGGAGAGGGCUUAUCGUGAAGUGUAAUUCGUCUCCUUGAAGAAGAGGGCCAGCAGCGAAGGAAAAGUACUCAAAGUGCCUUUUUACCGAAACAAUUGUUGCAGUCUUUAUCCAGGACGGAUUCACGCGGGGUACCUUACGUUUUAGUGGAUACAUGCAGCGCGAGGAAUUCAGCGUAAAAGGGAAGAACUGCUGCGCUUUUCUUCUGACAGCUGAUGAUGUGAGCGGUCGUGGUGAAGUGAUGCGGGCCGUGAUGAGCGGAGGGUCGGACCCUGCUGUCCUCCAGGGGCUGUGGGAGUACGUGAGAGAGGAGCACGAGGCGCUCCUGCAGUCUCCCUACCUGCCCGUGUGCUUCGCUUUCCUGACGCACGUCCUCCUCUGCGCGCCCUUCCUCGCGCUGGACGCGCUGGCCGGCGUCUGUCAGCGGGUCCAGCUGUGGAGGAUCUCCGCGGGCUCGGGUCCGCCGCCCUCCGUGCAGCAGUGGUGGGACUGUUUCUGGAGGGUGCUGUACAGAUACCUGAGCACGGUGCUCCCCGCCACCGCGCUCUUCCAGGCGCUGAGGAGCCCCGCGCUGCCGGAGCUGGCUCCGACCUGCUGGCGGCUCUUCGUGGAGGUCGUCGCGUGUUUUCUGCUCUUCGACACGCUCUUCUUCUUGUGGCACCUCGUCAUGCACAGGGUUCCUUGGCUCUACCGUCACAUCCACCAGCUCCACCACCAGCACCGUAUCCCUUUCGCUCUAGCAGCUCAGGACGCCAGUUCGGCUGAGCUGCUGUCUCUGCUGUUGCUGGCUCUGAGCAGCGCCUGGUUGGUGGGCUGCCAUCCUCUGAGCGAAGCCUUCUUCCACCUUGUUAACAGCUGGCUGGCAGUGGAGGACCACUGUGGCUACGACCUGCCCUGGGCUCUGCACAGACUGCUGCCCUGUAUGGGAGGAGCUCCCUUCCACCAAGCCCACCAUAUUUUCCACAGUGGCAACUACGCUCCCUACUUCACCCACUGGGACCACCUCUUUGGCACAUACCGUGCAUCAGGGCAGAAGUCACGUCCAAACUGACAGAACUGCUGCGUGCUGCAACCUGAGGUUUAGUCAAGUUCCAGCAAAGCUUUCAAGAUUAAUGAAGGAUAUUUACUGCAGAUGCUGGUUGUGCCUGAUCAGCUUUUCAUAUGCACACUUAAUUAAUGACAUCUGUGAUCCGACUUUUUCAGUCACACAUCUUACAGUGUAAAGUUGUGAGAGCUGUGACCACUUUGUGCCAGUCAUUCCAAAAAGAUUUAAAUCUGUAUAGUUCCCUUAACAAGACAAUGGACCAUUAUUUCCUUGUGAAUGAUCUCAGAGUUUACUGAGUUCAUGUAUUAACAUCAUGUUCACCUUACCAUGUGAGAGCCAUCAGUGCCAUUUGAACCUACGCACUGUGUCUGCAGCUGUUCUAGUCAGUGAAUGCAGCACGAGAUGAAGAGAAUAGAGGGAUGACACAGUAAAUCAGGACAAUGAAACAAUGAACAAUUCCCUGAACUAAUGUGUAACUGAUGUGCACUUUGAUACUGUAGGCAGAUGAUAUUUGACAAUUUUUUUAUCUAUGCUGAUCAUAUGUGUAGUCAGAUUUUAAACUUUAAAUCGGAGUGAAUGUCUGCAGUCAUGCUGGGCAACUUUGGCAGCUGCUUUAUGGGCUGAUGUUGGCCUAUCACAGAUAUAUCGGUGUACAUUUUGUCUGAUUUGUGCCAAUAUAAAAACUUUUAUUUUUACAGAUCAUAGUGCAGAAAAAACAUACUUUGGGUAAUUCAUAGUUAUAAACUUCCCAGUAAAGUUUACAGUUUUGAUGAAGUGACGUCAUCAAGUGUUUAACGGUGGCAUAUCCUGCCUCCAUUACGAACUUACCUUUGUCAACAUUAUUUGUGAACCACAUUUCAGGGAUCACUGUGUAAGAUGUAGUUUUAUUUGUCUAUUCUGUGAAUAAAAGAAAUCCUUCCAAUGGAC
Acanthopagrus latus (yellowfin seabream) is the source of this 2188-nucleotide messenger RNA. RefSeq names its product cholesterol 25-hydroxylase like 3 (gene ch25hl3). Gene Ontology annotation, biological process: cholesterol metabolic process; sterol biosynthetic process. The coding region runs from base 371 to 1267 and encodes 298 amino acids. Gene Ontology annotation, molecular function: C-4 methylsterol oxidase activity; steroid hydroxylase activity; iron ion binding. Lineage: Eukaryota; Metazoa; Chordata; Actinopteri; Spariformes; Sparidae. The transcript has 2 exons. The record is from RefSeq and is a predicted model, not a curated record.